GUGAUCAUGUUUUUGGCCUGGUUCCCUAGUCCCUUCUUAGAAAGCUCGACAUUAUCGCACAGCAAGAAAAAGACGCACGGGAAGCAGCGAAAAAAAGAGCUCUAUCAGACAAAACUUUAAACAAAAAAGGGACAAGGACAGACAUCAACUACAAACGCUUGCACGUUGGUAUCAAAGAUAACAACAUGGAUCCUAACGAGCGUAAACCUCUGAUGGGGAGAAGAAGAUCAACAUUCUCCCGAUACAUUCCAGUUGAGGACGAUAACAUAAGUAUAGGGCAACAGUCGUCGUCUUCAACCUUUGGACAGAGCAAUACACUCUUGAGUGGUGGAGGUAACGAUGCCAAUACGUUUAGAGAUUUGAGAAAGUGGGAUAUCCACAGGAAAUCCUCUGUGUCUGGAGACGUGCCCUUGUCACGAAGCUGGGUCCACAGAUCGAGUGUAGGCUCGACCCAUAACGCUCAUAGACCACAGUAUGGAUCAAAGGGUUCACAUGCGUCACAUGCAUCACAUGGGUCGCAAGGACAUGUUACAAGGGAGUGUCUUGUUGACAUGGAGAGAUUGGGAUCACGUCAAAGGCAAAACAGCUCAAGCACUGAUGACAAUGAUAUUUUCAAGGAUGAAGAAGUGUUUGAUUCAAAGCCGGUAACAAGAAGAAACAGUGAACCGAGCUCCUUAGAUGACGUGUGUUUCCCCUUGGAUGCUAUGGAUGAUGACGAAGUUCAAAAGAACUGGCCCGACCUUGAAGUGCUGGAUGAGUUUCUAAAGGAGGAAACAGAGAGGCUUCAAGAGGAGGCUGCUCAAGAGGCAUCACAGGCUAACAUGAGGUAUGACCUCGCGUCCUCUGAUGUCGAUAGCGCCGAUGCAUCAUCUGGCCAAGUUGGAUUCUCCUACCCUAUAGUGACAAAGGUGGAUGCUCCUUUACUGGGGAAUAAGAGGAUCAACGAGGCUGAGACCCUAACUGGUAGACUACGUCCACCAAAGAUUAACCCCUUUGCAAAGAACAGGUCAAACACCCAGUUCCUUAACACUAUCAAUUACCCACCACAUAUCGUCAACAGCAACCCGGGUCAUUUCAGAUUCACCUAUUUUAGAGAAGAUUUGGAUUCCACAGUGCACUCACCAACGAUCUCUGGGUUGUUACAACCUGGACAGAGAUUUGCGGAUUUAUUCCAAUACUCUGAGUAUUCGAAGGAGAAGCAGAGUAAGCCUUCAACCACCCCAAACUCGUACAAGGAGAAAGAGUCAUUGAAGGAGCUAACUUCAAAGGAGCCGUCACCAUCUUUAAACGAUUUGGACGAGUCUGAGGAUCACAUAUCUCCUUUCUGGUUGGACGUGUUGAAUCCAACUGAAGAAGAGAUGAAAGUCUUGUCAAAGGCGUUCCAAGUGCAUCCUUUAACCACAGAGGAUAUCUUUUUAGGAGAGACAAGAGAAAAGGUUGAACUGUUUAAGGAUUACUAUUUUGUCUGUUUCCGUUCAUUUGACAUUGUUCAAGAGAGAAUAAAGAUGAAAAAAUCCAAUGCAGAAUCUACCAAAUCUGAGUCGAUCAAACCUGCAACAGUAUGGCAGAAGUUAUUCAGCAGACGUCAAUCCCUUUCAAGGUCCGAGCAGUCGAUGAAGUCUGAAUCUUCUUCCAUGAGACGCCGCAGAAAACAGUUGGAGAGAGAACGGUAUCAAAAGAAGUCAGGUGAAAAGCACAAGCCAAAGAACAACGAGUUGGAACCUUUAAACGUGUACAUUGUUGUGUUCCGUCAUGCGGUUUUAACCUUCCAUUUUGCACCAACUCCUCACCCUGUGAAUGUUCGUCGUAGAGCCAGGCUAUUACGUGAGUAUCUCACUGUGAGUGCGGAUUGGAUAGCAUAUGCAUUAAUCGAUGACAUUACAGAUGCGUUUGGUCCAAUGAUUGAAAGUAUUGAAGAUGAAGUCAACGACAUCGAGGAUUCAAUUUUAAGGAUGCAUAACGACUCGGAUUCUAGUGACGAGGACAGUGAUGAUAGUGAUGAUGAUUUCGAUUACAAGCCUCUAAGUAUGAUGCGGAAACAAUCCACCAUCGACGCCAAGUCUCUGUCAUCAGUACGCUCUGCGUCAACGAAGUCUACAAGAUCUACGAACUCAAACGUGAUUGAAUGGAAGAAGAAAGGUGACUUGUUGAAGCGUAUUGGUGAAACACGUGCCAGGGUGAUGGCCUUACUACGUCUCUUAGUUUCAAAGGUGGACGUUAUAAAAGGCUUUGCUAAGAGAUGUAAUGAACAAUGGGAGGUUGCUCCUAGGUCUGAAAUUGGUAUGUACUUGGGGGACAUUCAAGACCAUAUUGUCACGAUGGUUCAAAGUCUGAACCAUUACGAAAAGCUAUUGGCCAGAUCCCACUCCAAUUAUCUCGCACAGAUCAAUAUCGACAUGACCAGGGUAAACAACGAUAUGAACGAUGUUCUUGGAAAGAUUUCGCUCUUGGGUACCGUUGUGCUACCUAUGAACAUUGUGACUGGUCUAUGGGGAAUGAACGUUUUAGUUCCAGGACAGGGAAUUGAGGACUCUCUAAUUUGGUUCUGGUGCAUAACGUCUGGUAUGUUCUUAUUUGCACUCUGUGCCUAUUUCUAUAUGAAGAGGAUCUCUGGAUUCGAUUGAUUGCAACAUAUACACAUCGCUCUUCAUUAGUUAGGCCAAUAUACAUUAACCACUCCUCAGCGUAACUUAG
Williopsis jadinii is the source of this 2694-nucleotide messenger RNA. It is a transcript of the gene MNR2, whose product is annotated as putative Mg(2+) transporter MNR2. Gene Ontology annotation, molecular function: magnesium ion transmembrane transporter activity. Lineage: Eukaryota; Fungi; Ascomycota; Saccharomycetes; Phaffomycetales; Wickerhamomycetaceae. Gene Ontology annotation, cellular component: plasma membrane. Bases 186 to 2624 code for a protein of 812 amino acids. The record is from RefSeq and is a predicted model, not a curated record. The transcript has a single exon. Gene Ontology annotation, biological process: intracellular magnesium ion homeostasis; magnesium ion transmembrane transport.